Linnemannia hyalina is the source of this 2595-nucleotide messenger RNA. NCBI's taxonomy places the organism in Eukaryota, Fungi, Mortierellomycota, Mortierellomycetes, Mortierellales, Mortierellaceae. The record is from the annotation of a GenBank genome assembly.
AUGUUGGGUAACCUCACCCGCCAGGGUGUCUCCCGCCAGUUCUUGCCCCUCACGAACUCCAAGAGCACCGUCCUUAACAUCUCACAGCGCACUGUCGCUCAAGGAAGCAACGCCCCCGCAAACCCCGUCCGUUCUUUCUCGUCCUCCCAAGGCAACUGGGAUAACAACAGCAACAGCAACACUCACCACCUCACAGGCGCACACCAAUUCCAGCCAACCCCACACUUCGCCUCAGGUCAACUCGGGCAUCACCUCAACUCCUCUACCCAGCGAUUCCAGAGCCCCUUGACCGCUAGUCUCAACUUUAGAAAGGAGCCCAAGGACGCCAGCACCACCUCCGUAACCCGGUCGGCCGUCCCCAAAUACAAUGAGUUGUCCAAGAGUGCCUGGGAUGCAGUCAGCAGUCAUGAUGCCCACGCAGUGUUUCCCUACCUCCAAGAGAUGCGCCACGAAGGCUUUUACGCCGACUCUGCACUCUCGAACAAGAUUGUCGCCCAGUUUCUAGAUAUGAACCGCCCCAAGGAUGCCGAGCGGGCUUUGUCUAUGCUUGUUGAAUGCCAUCAUAGCCAGGGCAGGACGCUAUCGGCUGCCCAAAUCAACACGUACACCUCUCUCGCCAAGGACAUUGCCGACCACAGCAGUGAUUUCGCCCAGGCUCUCUCCCUUGCAAAGCUGCUCGACAGCCAUGGAUUGUCGGCCUCUUCAGGAUUCGCAGAUGGAGCUCUUCGCACAUAUCGCCAACUCAAGGUGACUUCGGGUCUGGAUGCUGUUAGAACAAUGGUCACCCCUGCCGACGUCGAGACUUUGCUCUCCCUUCAGUCUUCCCUCACCCGCACUAGCACUCGCUACAAGCACUUGAUCGAGAUUCUUUUGGACGCAAAGGAGAUGAAUGUCUUCCCCAGCCAAGAGUCCUGCUCCCGUGUCUCACUAUCUUUCAUGAAGCUGAACGAUUACACCGGACAGCUCGCUUGGGACACUGCUGUUCAGGAGAUCUACCCUGGCUACAAGCCAACGGUCCCUUCAGAUUUGGAGCAGGAAAUGUCGGCUAUUGAAUCGGCUCCUUCAGGAACAUCGAUCACCCGCACCAACAGCAAUGGCAGCACCAACAACAACAAAACAACUGGCAGGACAUCUAAUCCCAACGCUCAGGUUUUGCUCCGCAACGGCGACCCUUCUGAGGCCAUCAUCAGGGCCUGCCGCUUUGGAUAUGCUGCAGUGGCGAUCGAAGGCAUCCAAAAAAUGACCUCCGAGAACCAGUUACCCACAGCCCAGGCGAUUGCUGACACCAUCCAGGUCUGCGCCAAACGUGAGAAGGAACGCACCACGGACUAUCACCAGCUAUUUGACCUUGCUUGCCGGUCUCUUGACGCCAUUGAGGACCCCGUUCACAAGCGUGCGGCAGAGUACGAGGUCUAUAAUGCCAUGCUCGUCGCAAAUGCCACCCUCGGUAACAUGACCCAGGCCAAGCAGAAUUACGAUGCCAUCGUCAAACUAGGCCAGUUCCCCGAUGCUACUGGAUACGCAACCCUCUUGUUGGCCACAACCACCUCUGGUGCCGUCGACGAGGCCCACGACGCCCUCAAGAUUCUGGACGAGGUCAAGCGCCACGGCAUCAAGCCCAACAUCUUUUUUUACAACGUCGUCAUCGGUAAACUCUCUAAGGGCCGUAAGAUCGAACGCGUCUUGGAGGUCUACGAAGACAUGAUGCACCAAAAGAUCCGCCCCAACGCCAUUACCUACGGAACCCUUAUCAGCGCCUGCACCCGAGUUGGUUCUGAGGAGAUGGCAAAGUCGCUCUUCAAGGAGAUGGUCCGUUCGCCAAAUUACCAACCCCGUCAUGGACCCCACAACGCCAUGAUCCAAUUCUAUGUCCGCCAGAAGAAGGACCGCACUCAAGCCUUGUCCUAUUAUGAGGAUAUGCUCCAGCGUCGACUCACCCCUACUGAGCACACCUACACCCUCCUCAUCGAAGCCUUUGCCUGCAUCCAGCCAUACGACAUGACCGAGGCCCACCGCCUAAUCCAGUCCUUGAAGCGUGGACCUGUCCGUGCCUCGGAAGCCCACUACGGCGCCUUGAUUCAUGCCUAUGGUGUUGAGCACGGUGAUGUCAGUACCGCCGAGUCUGUCUUCCAGUCCAUGCGCGCCUCCGGCAUCACUCCCAAGGGUCCCGCCUACCAGUCCCUGAUCGAAUCUCUCAUCGCUAACAACCAAGUCUCCCGCGCUGUCCAGAUCCGUGACGACCUCCUCCAGUCCGGUCAGCCCUCAAGCGCUUACAUCGAGAACACCCUCAUCAAGGGUCACGGUCAAGAGGGCAAGAUCGAGGCCGCCGAGGCGAUCUUUGACGCCAUGCUUGAUCCUCACGGUUCCGUCCCAUCGUCCCUAUCUCCCAAAUCCAAGGCAAUUGUGAAGGAACCCUCGACCUACCAGAGUAUGGUCAGCGCCUACCUCGAGAACGGCUUGGUCCCCGAGGCCUACGAGAUCCUGGCCAAGAUGAGAGGUCAGCAUUACCCUGAGCUCGUUGUGAAGCCUGUCGAGGAGGCCAUCCAUACCGCUGAGGCCAAGUCUAAUGACCUGCUUACUUCCGCCACUGCGUAA